Messenger RNA from Cucumis melo (muskmelon), 1803 nucleotides. Its product is annotated as cytochrome P450 71B37-like. Bases 64 to 1665 code for a protein of 533 amino acids. The transcript has 2 exons. Gene Ontology annotation, molecular function: heme binding; iron ion binding; oxidoreductase activity, acting on paired donors, with incorporation or reduction of molecular oxygen. The record is from RefSeq and is a predicted model, not a curated record. Lineage: Eukaryota; Viridiplantae; Streptophyta; Magnoliopsida; Cucurbitales; Cucurbitaceae.
ACAAUACAGUGAUAUAAUUGAAUUCAAAUGUAUACACAGAUAUAAUUGAGACCAUACCAACAAAUGUCUAUUACAGCCUUACUUUCACUUCCUCUCUCAAAUGCUAUAGUUGAUUCGUACAAUAUGCAUAGCCUUUCCAUUUGUGUCCUUUUUCUUCUUUUUUUCUUAUGUUAUCUACUCCUUCUAAAAACCAAGAAAUAUGUUGUACUUAAACACAACAAUAACCAUAAAUUUCUUCCUCCUCCAAGCCCUCCAAAGCUUCCUUUGUUAGGUCAUUUACACCUCCUUGGUUCUCACCCUCAUCGCUCCUUAUGGAACCUUUCGAGAACAUACAGCCCCGUUAUGCUCCUCAAAUUCGGCCCCGUCCCGACUGUCAUCAUUUCUUCCGCAAUGGUUGCAAAAGAGUUGUUCAAACGCCAUGAUCUUGCUUCAUGUAGCCGCCCUCGCUUAGCCGCCACUGCAAAAUAUUCAUACAACUUCUUAGAUUUGAUUUUUUCCUCUUACGACGAUCGUUGGAGGGAGCUUCGUAAGAUUUGCAUCGCCGAGCUCUUUAGUCCCAAACGUGUGCAAUCUUUUCAACAUAUUAGAGAAGAGGAAGUGAAUCAACUUUUGAAUGCCAUCUCUCAAUCCUCAUCUUCUUCAACUCUAUUUAAUUUUACAGCAAAAACGUAUUCUCUCACGACUAAUAUCUUGACUAGGAUUGCAUUUGGGAAGAGCAUUAGAGAGAGUGAAAGUAAACUAGAUGAUUGUGAUGUUGAGAGGGUUAUACAAAGAGCGAGCGCAGCGAUCGGAAGCUUCUCGGCAAGUGAUUUGUUUCCUAGUUUCGGGUGGAUUAUUGAUCGGCUCACCGGUGUUCAUGGGCGGCUCGAGAAAAACGUUGAAGAGUUGGAUGCUUUUCUGGAACAUGUAAUUAAGGAUCGUAUUAACUUUUGGGCGGCUUGUCAAAAAGAAGAAAACAUUCUUGAUGUUUUGUUGAGAAUGGAGAGAGAUUGCUAUGAAUUUGGUUCAAUCAAAUUCACUCGAGAUUGCAUUAAAGCAGUUGUCAUGGAUUUAUUUCUAGCUGGAGUGGAAACAGGAGCAAACACACUUGUUUGGACAAUGACAGAGCUAGUUAGAAAUUCAAAAGUAAUGAAGAAGCUACAACGUGAAAUCAGAAGCACCAUAACUAAACAAGAUCAAGUGAAAGAGAACGAGCUUGAAAAGCUUCAGUAUCUAAAAAUGGUGGUGAAAGAGGCUCUAAGGCUUCAUCCACCCCUCCCACUUCUACUUCCAAGAGAAACCAUGUCUCAUUUCAAACUCAAUGGUUACGAUAUCCAUCCAAAAACUCGUAUUCAUGUGAAUGUAUUGGCAAUCGGAAGAGAUGCCAAUAGUUGGAAAAAUCCACAAGAGUUUUGUCCAGAGAGGUUUAUGGAAAGUGACAUUGAUUAUAAAGGACAAAACUUUGAGUUAAUUCCAUUUGGAGCUGGUAGAAGAAUAUGUCCGGGUGUGAAUAUGGGGAUGGCAAUGGUAGAGUUGGCAUUGGCUAAUAUGUUAUUGUGUUUUGAUUGGAAAUUACCAAAUGGAAUGAAAGAAGAAGAUUUAGAUAUGGAAGAGGACUUUGGUAUUACAGUUUCCAAGAAAUCACCUCUUCAACUUAUUCCAAUUCCUUACUUCAACUCCAAUUAAUACUCAUUUCAUCUUUAUGUCAUGGAUAAACCAAAACUUGCUCUAAUGUUGGGUCUUCCCCUGUUUUAUUAUAUUAUUGUAAUUUGCAAUGAUAAUUAAUAUAUAUAUAAUAAUAAUAAUAAGUUAAUUAUCAUAAAA